ACAAGACCAGGAGUGCAAGGAAACAAAGUCCUCGCCGUGUAUAACAUAACAUGUCUCUUCAACACCCUCUCAAGCGCUGGACUCAACGGCCUCUUAUUUUCAAAUUCACCUCCGUCACACCCUCAUCCGCAACCCGCUUGCCAACCCGCCGCCCUUUCUCCCUCACGCCGUACGCGCAAAACCAGCUUCUCCAAAGGCAGACACCGCUGAAACCAGUCCAGCAAUCCCGAUUUCAAAAUACGUUCCGUGCCGGACGCGCUUUCCACAGCACGCGGCCCCGGUCUAACAAAUCCUCUGGAUACGCAUACCAAUCCCCGAACGCGGCGCCCUCCCUCUCACAGCGUCUCAAGACCUUGUCCCGGGAAUAUGGUUGGUCUGCUCUCUGGAUAUACCUUUUUCUCUCGGCGUUGGACUUUCCGUUCUGUUUUGCGGCUGUGAAACUUCUGGGCGCCGACAAGAUCGGUCAUUACGAGCAUGUUGUUGUUGAAAGCAUCAAAGGAGGUGCUAACAAGGUUUGGCCCGGGGCGUUUGAGGAAUCCAAGGAGGAAGAGGACGAAGGGCAGGGAUCCGAAACUCAAGCUAUUGAGAAGAAGAAGGGGCCAGCUGAGGAAGCUAGUCUAUGGACCCAGUUGGCUCUUGCUUAUGCCAUCCACAAGAGUUUCAUUUUCGUGCGUGUGCCUCUGACAGCGGCUAUCACGCCAAAGGUUGUCAAGCAGCUGAGGAAAUGGGGCUGGGAUGUGGUGAAGGGCAAACCGAAAGCCAAAUAGUUUUCGUUUCCUGCCAAUGCAUUUCCCUACACAUUGUAUUAUUGCCUACUUGAACCUGUCGGACGACCUGUGGCCUGUGUUAUACCACAUCGGGCUUUCUAAUUGUUGCAUAGCGUUCUUUAAAUUAGAUAUUGGACACCUUAGUGUUGUACAUUGUACAUUAGUUAGAUCUAAUCCCUCCACUCUCGCAGUUUUGUCACCGGGUAUUCGCCAAACAGGGGGGUUAUGAGAUAGAAAAGAAUAAAAAACUUGAUCCAGGUCUUUCUCAUUCACCAAAAAAAACGGAAAACUUUCAACAAAGAGAAGCAACACUAAAAAACAAAUGCUGCUGAUGAAAAUGCAAUAAAACAACACACAGAUAGCCACCGAUGAAAAAAAAAAAA
Messenger RNA from Aspergillus versicolor CBS 583.65, 1150 nucleotides. RefSeq lists its product as uncharacterized. The record is from RefSeq and is a predicted model, not a curated record. Gene Ontology annotation, cellular component: mitochondrion. Lineage: Eukaryota; Fungi; Ascomycota; Eurotiomycetes; Eurotiales; Aspergillaceae. The transcript has 2 exons. Bases 51 to 767 code for a protein of 238 amino acids.